AUGCUGCAUAUGAAGGCUUGCGCGCUGCUUGUGGCUGUUAGCAUCGCUACUGCUCAUGCUGCAAAGCCCUUCCCUGAUGCUAGAAGCUUUCCUGGAGCGAACGCCCCUGGGCUUCCUAGGCAGGACGGUUCUUCUUCUGAUGGCUCCGGCGCCGGUCAGUAUGCGAUAAAUACUGGUCUCGACGUGCAGCUCGCCACUUCGGAGGAGUCUGCUCCCGAUGUGGUAUAUACGACCGAUAACGGAGCGCCCUAUACGAACCCUUAUGACGCCCAACGCAUUGGAUCCAACGGCCCGCUUCUCUUGCAGGAUUUCCAUUUGACUGAGAUCUUUGGUUCUUUUGACCGCGAGCGUAUCCCUGAGCGCGUCGUUCAUGCUAAGGGCGCGGGCGCGCACGGUUACUUUGAAGCUACCAACGCUGAAUGGGCCACGCAAUAUACUAUGUUGGACAUGCUCAGCGAGAAUGGCCUCCGUACUCCAAUCACAAUGCGUCUAAGCACUGUUAGCGGGGAGACUGGCUCAUCCGAUGAGCUUCGUGACCCUCGCGGAUUUUCUAUCAAAUUGAGAACACGGAAGGGUAUCUUGGACUGGGUUUUCAACAACACACCGGUGUUUUUCAUCCGCGAUCCAGUCAAGUUCCCUCAUUUCAUCCAUACCCAGAAGCGAAAUCCUCAGACCAACUUGAAGGACAAGGACUUGUUUUGGGAUUAUCUCAGUUCUAAUCCCGAAUCACUCUACCAAGUGAUGCGUUUAUUCUCUGACUUGGGAACUCCAUACGGCUUCAGGCAUAUGAACGGCUGGAGCGGCCACACUUAUAGGUUCAUGAAAGCAGACGGCAGUUGGGUCUAUGCGAAGAUUAUCUGUGAAACUAACCAAGGUAUCAAGAACUUCACUAAUGCAGAGGCAACCACAAUGCAGGCCGAAAAUCCCGAUUUUGCAACCCAGGACCUCUUCGAUGCGAUCGAGGCUGGAAAUUACCCCGGCUGGACUGUGUAUGCUCAAGUGAUGACACCAGAGCAGGCUGAGAACUACACGUACAACGUCCUUGAUCUGACCAAAGAUUGGGAUACUGACGUACCCAUGGUGGAGAUCGGCCGCUUCUAUUUGACGCAAAACCCGACAAACUACCACGCAGAAAUUGAACAGAUUGCUUUCUCCCCUUCGCAUCUCGUUGAUGGUUGGUCUCCUUCAGCAGAUCCUGUACUCCAGGCCAGGAUGUUUGCAUACUCCGAUACUCACCGCUAUCGUCUGGGUGUGAACCAUAUGCAAAUACCGGUCAAUGCACCUAUUACUCCCGUCGCCAACUUCGAGCGUGAUGGUGCUAUGAUCGUUAACGGCAACCAAGGCUCGAGACCAAACUACAUGUCUACGCUCAGUCCGAUCAUGCUGUACAACCGGACAUGGACCUUGGACUCCCACGAGCAGUGGAUUGGCGGAGCUGUCCAGUCACUGUCGGCUAUGACUGAGAUCGACUUCAGUUGGCCGCGCAAAUUCUGGGCUUCGCUUUCGGAUCAAGACCAGCAGAACUUCAUCAGCAACGUCAUCGGUCAUCUUGGUCUUGCUCCGACCUUGAGCGUUCGCGAGCGCCAGGUCGCGUUGUUCGCCCAUGUCGAUUACACGCUUGGUGCGGCGAUCGCUGCAGGCGUUAAUGUCAGCUCAUGGCAGAACCUGUCCUUCCCGUAUGGUCCAACUUGGUACAACGAGACUAUCUACAGCAAGUCGAGCACACUGUUCUACUAG
Molecule: messenger RNA, 1737 nt
Organism: Sparassis crispa
Lineage: Eukaryota; Fungi; Basidiomycota; Agaricomycetes; Polyporales; Sparassidaceae
Product: Catalase
Exons: 23
Coding region: 1-1737 (578 amino acids)
Biological process (GO): response to hydrogen peroxide; hydrogen peroxide catabolic process
Cellular component (GO): peroxisome; cytoplasm; mitochondrion
Molecular function (GO): heme binding; catalase activity
Source: RefSeq, a predicted model, not a curated record